This is a messenger RNA of Lotus japonicus, 2342 nucleotides long. RefSeq lists its product as uncharacterized. NCBI's taxonomy places the organism in Eukaryota, Viridiplantae, Streptophyta, Magnoliopsida, Fabales, Fabaceae. Gene Ontology annotation, molecular function: nucleic acid binding; ubiquitin conjugating enzyme binding; RNA-DNA hybrid ribonuclease activity. The record is from RefSeq and is a predicted model, not a curated record. Gene Ontology annotation, biological process: ubiquitin-dependent protein catabolic process; protein polyubiquitination; positive regulation of proteasomal ubiquitin-dependent protein catabolic process. Gene Ontology annotation, cellular component: cytoplasm; ubiquitin ligase complex. The coding region runs from base 84 to 2129 and encodes 681 amino acids. The transcript has 3 exons.
AUAUAAGAGAAGAAGAAGAAGGGUUCGUUCAACUGUGUCACUGUGUGUUCCCUUCCCGCUCCAGCAGUCACUGGACCUUGGCAAUGGAAGGUGAAUCCUCUUCACGUUCCCCUGAUACCGCUGAAGGGAAAUCAACCACAACUCAUUCGAAUUCGCAUUCGCAUUCGCACAUUGAUCUUCUCAAGGACAAUUUCGUCACAAUCGAGUACGAAAACGGUAACAGGCUCUUACCCAAAAUCAUCAUCAGCGACGAGUUCUACGAGAAGCUAUGCGCACCCUGGAGAAAAACCCUGAUUUUCAAAUUACUAGGGAAGAAGAAGGGGAAGGAGAAGGAGAUUGGUUAUUUCUUGAUGAAGGAUAAACUCAAAGAAACUUGGAAAAUCCGGGCUGGUUUUGAGAUGAUUGAUGUUGGGUAUGGAUUCUACGCGAUCACAUUCGAUGAAGAUGAUGAUCGAGAUAAGGUUAUUGGAAAUGGGCCAUGGGUUAUUUUCAAUCAGCUUUUGACUGUAAGGUUAUGGAGUCCUGAGUUUGUGUCGUCGGAGAAUGCGGUUGAUAGAACCCUAAUUUGGAUUCGUUUUCCGGGUUUAAGUUUCGUUUUCCAUGAUGAGAGUGUUCUUUUUACUCUGGCUUCUUGUGCUGGUUGUCCUGUUAAAGUAGACCCUAACACUCUUAGGAUAACUAAUGGUCGAUUUUCGGGUAGGGUUUGUGUUGCUAGGGUUUGUGUAGAGAUAGACCUUAGUCUCCUAUUGGUAGAGAAUUUCUGUUUGCAGGAUCAUUGGUACAAAAUUGAAUAUGAAGGCAUGGACCUAUUAUUGCCCUCGGUCGUAGUGCGGCCGGAAGAGCCCCGCAUUGAAUUGAAGAGUUUCGAGAAGGUGGCGUCGGGCGAGGGUUGCUCCACCUCCGGCUCCGGCUCUAGGGAUGAUGGUUCGGUUUUUAGGGUUUAUUUUAAGGGUUUGGUGAGUGAGGAGAUUGUGAAGGGCCAGAAGGUGGUGUUUGGUGGGAUUGGUGUUGCGGUUUGCGAUGAGGAUGAUAAUUUGUUGCUGGAGGUAUCCAAGCCCCUCCUCCUUGGAAUUGAAACCAGUAGGGUCAUUGCAGAGGCUAAGGCUCUGAUAGAAGCCUUAGAUGCUGCCCACUCUUUGGAGCUGAAGCGUAUCGUCUACUUUUGUGAUUACUGCACUCUCUUACAAUUUGUAAGUGGAAAAUGGCCUGUGAAACACCAGAAGGUUGCUAUGCUAGUUAAUGAAGUGCAUCUACUUCAAAGAGAAUUUACAUACUGCAAUCCAAGGCUUGUGUCCAGAGAUGAUCUCAAGUAUGCAUCUAAGCUGGCAAGAGAUGCAAUUGUUUCUCAGUCCACAAGGCAUGCAGAAUCUGGCAGUAGUACAAAGAGUCUGAAUCAAACUUGUGUCAUUUGUUUGGAGGAUUCUGAUAUCAAUCAAUUUUUUUCUGUUGAUGGAUGUCAGCACCGGUAUUGCUUUUCUUGCAUGAAACGACAUGUGGAAGUGAAGCUACUCCAUGGAAUGGUACCAAAAUGCCCUCAUGAGGGGUGUAAUAAUGAACUUCUAGCUGACAGUUGCCGGAAAUUCUUGCCUCAUAAACUAAUUGAGACCAUGCAGCAACGAAAAUUGGAAGCUUCAAUUCCCGUUACCGAUAAAAUUUAUUGUCCUUAUCCUAGAUGCUCUGCAUUAAUGUCAAAAACUGAGGUUUUAGAGUACUCCAAAAAUCUUACUGGUUCUGAACCAGGACGCAAGAGAUGUAUAAAAUGUCGCCGUUUUUUCUGUUUCAUGUGCAAGGUCCCUUGGCAUUUUGAUAUGUCAUGUUAUAGGUACAAAAUGUUGAAUCCUAACCCUCCAGCUGAAGACCUGAAGCUGAAGUCUCUGGCAACAAGUAGUUUUUGGCGGCAGUGUGUGAAAUGUAACCAUAUGAUUGAACUUGCUGAAGGUUGCUAUCACAUAACUUGCAGAUGCGGUAAUGAAUUUUGCUAUCAGUGUGGAGCUGAGUGGAAGGACAAAAAAGCAACAUGUGAUUGUCCACUUUGGGCCGAUGACGAUGAGAGUGAGUGGGAAGAAGAUGAAGAUGUUGAUGAUGAUGAUGAUGAUUCAUACACUGAUAGUCCUGAUGAUUUUUAUUAAGUAACUGGACACUUGAUCUGGUUUACCUACUAUCUGGAUUUACAACCAGUAAAUAUUUACAUAUUUAGAUAUUGAUAAGCAAAAUGUCAUUGAUUUUAAUUUUCUUUCCCCUAAUUUUUCUUUUGAUUAUUGUCUCUCUUCCUAAACCCAAUGCAUUGUAGCCUAGUACUGUGCACCCGUCUUCAAAUAGUACAUUUCGAAAGAUUUUUUUUU